This is a messenger RNA of Histoplasma mississippiense, 2421 nucleotides long. RefSeq lists its product as hypothetical. NCBI's taxonomy places the organism in Eukaryota, Fungi, Ascomycota, Eurotiomycetes, Onygenales, Ajellomycetaceae. The transcript is spliced from 2 exons. Gene Ontology annotation, cellular component: cytoplasm. The record is from RefSeq and is a predicted model, not a curated record. The coding region runs from base 1 to 2421 and encodes 806 amino acids. Gene Ontology annotation, molecular function: protein kinase binding.
AUGGAGAAACUAAACACUGAAGAUGGCCAGCUCUUCAUUAAGAAUCUGGCCAGCUUUGUCCGUACUCAUGAAAAGGCCCUCGCCAACGCCUUGCAAAUGAAGCGUCAAUCUUCCAAGACAUCCGACUCUUCCACUCGUUCCGCCACCUCUUCCACUCUGGCUGCUGCGUUUUCCUUAGGCACUCUGAGUUUCACAUCCCACAACAUUAAGCCUGCAAAACUCACGCUGACUGGCCACCAUCUUUUCUAUCUAUUAUCCCGGUUUGAGGAUAUUUCUAUUCCCGUUGGUCCUAUGAACAUUCGCUUGGAAAACAUCAAUACAGAGGCUUCGUCCGCAUAUGUGUCUUUCUUGAGCAAGCCACGUCGCUCCGCUGGAGACAGAGACUCUAUCCAUUCGGUAUCCAGUGUGCGUAGUGUCAUGUCCAGUAUGAGCUCGCUCUGGUCCUCAUUUGGCCUCGGAUCUAAAGACCCCGUCUCCAAGUCGGAAAAGGCCAAACUCGCCAUUGAGAAUGACCUGAAAUAUUUGUAUUCUGCGUUCACUAAAAUCCCGUUUUUGAGGCUUUCCCCGGAUCACAGAGCUCGUCUUAUUCAUGGAUACGAGGAGUUCCCCUUUGACACUGCUGUCCCACUCUAUUCGUUUAAAAACCUCAGUGCUCUGGAGAUUAUCGAUGUAGAUUUCCGCUCCUUUUGUGGUUGGGAUCGCUUAGCUGAACAGUUAAGAUCCCUUACUCUCAAGCGUGCCAGUAUUGAUGAUCCUGCGGACCUCUUGACCGGGAUCGUUUUGGAUGACCUUGACAAGCGGAGACGGAGAUCCUCUAAAUAUCAAUCAUCCCCAGUUCUUACUUCUCCUAACGGGCAGGCAUCCAAUAAAUCGGAGCUGGCAAAAUCCAUUUCAACACCUGGGUCGCCAGUGGCAGAUCUGAGCUCCAGCCCAAGCUCCAGCCCGAAGGCCAGCACCUCGAUGACCAGGGGGUUCGCUGAAGGUGGGAGAAGACUUGCCCGGACAGAAAGCAUUUCGCCCACGCGGCCCAAUAGUUCAAAACAGCAGUCUCGUCGCAGAGGAACAACUUCCAAAGUAAAGAGAUCUGGAUCUGGGAGUUCCAAUUCUAGUGACGCCUCAUCCCACUACAGGACUAGAAGCAUGUCUAAUUUAUUGGCUGCUGGCAUUCUUCCCCCAUCCAAAUGGCGAUUCCUCCGCCACCUUAGCUUGACAGACAACUCGAUGACAAGUGUCAGCGCUGCCAGUCUUGCUCCUGUUGCUAAUACUCUCCAUUCGUUGGAUUUGUCCUGGAAUCUUUUCACCGAGAUCCCAGAUAGCCUUGCAUCCUUGACAGCUAUGAGGUCUUUAAACCUAUCUCACUGUAUGAUAGACUCUCUCCAUUCUCUUUCUAGGAACCCGCUCCCUGCCAUCACUGCGCUUAAUCUCAGAGGAAACCGUCUCCGAUCCCUCGCAGGCAUCGAACGAUUAUUGUCUUUGGAGCGCCUUGAUUUGCGAGACAACGAACUCAGUGAUCCCUCUGAAAUUGCCAGAUUAACUGGCAUACCGUAUCUACGUGAGAUCUGGGUCUCUGGGAAUCCCUUCACCAAAACAUUUUCUGAAUACAGGGUUUCCAUAUUCAAUCUAUUCAGACAAACGCCAGGAUUCUCUGAGGACAUUAUCAUUGAUACCACCGGUCCUGGAUAUACAGAACGGAAACAACUUGUCGCUCGUGUUGCAGAACCGGAAGGAGCCCCCGUUGUUCGACACUCUGGACCAGGCGAUGAUCCUGCGGAUGAGACCCAAGAUAUUCCGCUUACCACAUCGUCAGCAGCUGCGAUUCGUGCAGGUACAUCAGGGUCCGUCGCUGCAGCUCACGCGGAACAGGCAAUAAGCUCUACCAGGCGGAAAAAAAGUUACAGACGAAAAAUCGUCGAGCUUUCCGACGAUAAUCCUUUUCAUAUGGCGGCCGAUGGCGCUAAAGCCGUUAAUACUGUUUUCCCACAACCUAUUCCCGAACACCCUGUUACAAACCCCGCAUCUACGACUGAGCAACUUAAAAGUCCAUACAAGAUAUCGGCCAAAAUCCCCAAUGCCAAACAACCUCAGAGAACCACAAUCACUACUUUCACCACCCCCAAAGAAUCGCAAUGUAAUCCUAUCUUUGAGUCCACAAAGAGACCCAAUUUACUCCCUGCUAUUCAAAGUCUUGACUGGAGCGCCAACGGGGACUCGUAUCGUCAACGACUCGAAGCAUUGAAACACGAAGUUGGAACCAACUGGUUGACAGUGCUAGGCGAUGAAUCAUGGGACACUUCACAAAAUGACAUCAAUUCUCAUACAGUUGUUGGUUCGGAAUACAGCCCUGUUGGGCCACUUCGACCCUCGCUCAUCCCCAGGACUAGUAGCCAGGCCAUCGCCACUGGAGGUCGAACGGUAGGCUAA